Molecule: messenger RNA, 4049 nt
Organism: Rattus rattus (black rat)
Lineage: Eukaryota; Metazoa; Chordata; Mammalia; Rodentia; Muridae
Gene: Slco5a1
Product: solute carrier organic anion transporter family member 5A1
Biological process (GO): sodium-independent organic anion transport; transmembrane transport
Cellular component (GO): membrane
Molecular function (GO): protein binding
Source: RefSeq, a predicted model, not a curated record
GGCGCGUCUCUGUGCCCGUGUGUUUGUCUGGGGAGAAGAGGCUUGGGUGACAGACCAGAGGUUGGGAGAAGAGUUAGCCAGCUGGACUCGCAGUCUCACUCCCUGAUUUCUCGGCGGCGGGACCGAGACCGCCUCCGCAGGAGGCUGGCCCAUCUUCCCGCACCGCCGUCGUCCUCCUGUGGCCGCUCCUCUCCCAGCCAGGCAGAUUGGUCGUCACCCUCGCUAGUCGGCAGCUUUACGACCCCAUGUGUCUCAAGCCUUGCGGUGGGCACCGAACACCCCUGGGACCACAAAGUGGGAUGUUGUUCGGACAAUCGCCCUAAGUGACCCGGUACUGGGCCCAGGUCGCUCCAGCUUCUGGCCACCGUCUGAGAGACGGCGGCGGAGGGGAUGAGCACCGGACGCGCAAAGCGCCUACCGCGAGCUAUCCCCGGGAGGUGGACACCUAGCAGGGCUCCUCGAAGGACCGCGCGGACCUUUACCUCCCCCGGUACAAGGUGGAGAAAACUUCCUGUUGUGCCUCGGGGAUAGAUGCUCUGGGCACCUCCCUACUGCUGAGAUGUUCUGCUUUCAGGCUCUGCCAUCCUCAGCCCGGGUCUCUGGAGGGGACGACUGAGUGGCUCCGACAUCAGCCCAUCGUGCAGGUGGAUGAAAAUUGCCGGAGGCCUUGUAUGGGAUCAGCAAUCACAUUUUAAGAGCCAUGGACGAAGGGGCUGCGCAGUCCCGGGCCCAAGAACAGCUAGAGGCACCUUCCCUGGUAGGAGCUGUCCAAGAGAACUGGGAGUCGGAGUCCUUCAGGUCCAAGAGUUUACCGGUCCUGCACAGCGCCUCCUGCCGGCAGAAUCUCAGUGCUGGGAAUGCAGAUGGCAAACUGGCCUUGAGCAGCACUGAAGCUUCAGGUCACCAGGAGACACAUCCCGGACGGAACUUGAUAGUCCCUAGCCCUUCUGCUCCAUCUACUUCUGCAGGCACUACAACGGAACUCAUGGACUGUAACCACAGGAGGGACCCCAGCAAAACUGUGUCAGUAUCUUCCACUUUGGCCACACUCCAGGAGAGAAGGUGUCUUUACGUGGUCCUUCACGGUUCUCGCUGCUUCCUAGUGUGCAUGUGUUUUCUGACUUUCAUCCAGGCGUUAAUGGUCUCGGGCUACCUGAGCAGCGUCAUCACCACCAUCGAAAGGCGCUAUAGCCUGAAGAGUUCGGAGUCAGGGCUGCUGGUCAGCUGCUUUGAUAUAGGAAACCUAGUGGUGGUGGUGUUCGUCAGCUACUUUGGUGGCCGUGGGAGAAGGCCCCUGUGGCUGGCCGUGGGUGGACUUCUUAUCGCCAUCGGGGCUGCGCUCUUCGCCUUACCUCACUUCAUCUCGCCUCCCUAUCAAAUCCAAGAGUUGAACGCUUCGGCCUCCAACGAUGGCCUUUGUCAGAAUGGCAACUCCACAGCCAUCUUGGAGCCUCCUCCCUGUCCCAAGGACUCGGGAGGAAACAGUCACUGGAUCUACGUGGCUUUAUUCGUCUGUGCACAGGUUCUCAUUGGAAUGGGCUCCACGCCGAUUUACACCCUGGGACCAACCUAUUUAGAUGACAACGUCAAGAAAGACAAUGCAUCCUUGUACCUAGCCAUCAUGUACGUCAUGGGUGCACUUGGCCCCGCAGUGGGAUACUUACUAGGUGGGCUACUCAUUGGCUUUUAUGUGGAUCCCAGAAAUCCCGUCCUCCUUGAUCAGAAUGACCCUCGUUUCAUCGGAAACUGGUGGAGUGGAUUCCUUCUUUGUGCCAUUGCAAUGUUUCUUGUGAUAUUCCCAAUGUUUACUUUUCCAAAAAAGCUUCCACCUCGACACAAGAAAAAGAAAAAAUUUUCUGCUGAUGUUGUUAGCGACGAUGACAUCAUCAAGGAGAAAUCAAACACAAGCGAGCAAGUGAACAAAAAAGUUUCUUCAAUGGGCUUUGGAAAGAAUGUCAGAGACCUACCAAGAGCAGCUGUCAGGAUCUUAAGCAACAUGACAUUCCUUUUUGUGAGUCUGUCAUACACAGCCGAGAGUGCCAUUGUCACCGCUUUCAUUACCUUCAUCCCCAAGUUCAUCGAGUCACAGUUUGGUAUCCCAGCUUCCAAUGCCAGCAUCUACACUGGUGUCAUCAUUGUCCCCAGCGCUGGUGUUGGCAUUGUCCUGGGAGGCUACAUCAUAAAAAAACUGAAGCUCGGUGCCAGGGAAUCUGCAAAACUCGCAAUGAUCUGCAGUGGGGUGUCUUUGCUGUGCUUCUCAACCCUGUUCAUUGUUGGAUGUGAAAGCAUUAACCUGGGAGGCAUAAACAUCCCUUACACGACGGGACCGUCUCUGACCAUGCCCCAUAGGAAUCUGACAGGAAGCUGUAAUGUUAAUUGUGGUUGUAAAAUACAUGAAUAUGAACCAGUCUGUGGAUCAGAUGGGAUCACGUACUUCAACCCUUGUCUGGCUGGCUGCAUUAACAGUGGCAAUCUUACCACAGGGGUCCGAAAUUACACAGAGUGCACUUGUGUCCAAAGCCGACAAGUGAUCACCCCGCCCACAGUGGGGCAGCGCAGCCAACUGCGAGUGGUCAUCGUGAAGACCUAUCUCAAUGAGAACGGCUACGCUGUGUCUGGGAAGUGCAAGCGAGCCUGCAAUACCCUCAUCCCCUUCUUGGUCUUCCUUUUCAUAGUUACCUUCAUCACAGCGUGUGCUCAACCGUCAGCCAUUAUAGUGACACUCAGGUCUGUGGAAGAUGAGGAAAGGCCCUUCGCGUUGGGGAUGCAGUUUGUUCUGCUGCGAACACUUGCGUACAUUCCUACUCCGAUUUACUUUGGAGCCGUGAUUGACACCACCUGUAUGCUCUGGCAGCAGGAGUGCGGGGUGCAGGGCUCCUGCUGGGAGUACAACGUGACGUCAUUUCGUUUCGUCUACUUUGGCCUGGCGGCUGGCCUCAAGUUUGUUGGCUUCAUUUUCAUUUUCCUGGCCUGGUACUCUAUCAAGUACAAAGAGGACGAGCUGCAGAGGCGGCGGUGCAGAGACUUCCCGCUGAGCACUGUGAGCGAGCAAGUGGGCCGGCCCAGCAAAGCCGAGAAAUACUCCCGGACUACAUCGUGCCCAGCCUUCAGCACCCAGGGGGAAUCCCACGAGGAAACUGCUCUGCAGAAGGGAUUCCCGGGCACCACACAGACAUAUCCUGGACCUUUCUCAGAAGCAGAAAGUUCCUCUGCAGACCCAGGGCUGGACGAGAGCCUCGAUGCCGCUCUGUAGCAUCCCUGCUGGAGCCUGGAGAAGGAAGACUUGUGUUGUUGGUUGAGUUGAACACGGCAAGUUGAGAAACACCUGUGCCUUCUUUCCUUUUGUAAACCUCCACAGACACAAUCCUCAAACCAACAACACUCAGUACACACAGCCACUGUUGCUGAGGGCUGGGUACCUCAACGGGACGGACAGCCUUCCCCCUGCAGGGAGGAGCUUAGCUAGAUCUGUCGCCAUGUCUGCUAGGUUCACUUAAUGUUCACGCUCCCGUUGGGUAGAAGCCCGAGGUCCAUGGUUAACCACGGGAAAGGCUAUGACCAUACAUAUCAUUAGCAUACACUCCAGACAAAGGUGAGCUUCACCGGGACUUUGCAUUUGCAAGUCAAGAGUUUUUAGAUUUGAGCACCUACUGUGAGCUCUGCAGCAAAGCACAACUGAAUUUGCCUCAACUAUGCAAUUUGAUUGGAAAUAGAAAAGUGUGGCAUGUCCCUUUGGCUUUCAGAGAGCAAAGCAGAUACGUUUUUCCUUUAGUGGAAGCUGAAUGUUCCCUAAAGCACUGUUAAUCGCAAUUUAAGCCAUAACAGACUUAUCAAUCAGGUAAAAAAAAAAAAACAAAAAACCUUCAAAUGCUUCAAUGCUUCAAAGAACUGUAUUAUUGUGCAAUGGAAGGGUUUCUUGAGAAGUAUUUUCUCUAAGUCCGUUCACUCCAUCUUAAGGUAGAUCAAGAGGCUGCUGACUCGCACGUCUGAUAGCUUGAAUAUAUAAACUACAGUAUUCUUUCCUAAGGGGCUUUAAAACUAGUGUGCUA